UCAGGAAAGUAGGAUCUUUAGCUACUACUAUUCUUCUAAUAAAAUUACCAGGUACAAUUGAUUCAAUCCUGACGCCGAAACUGUCUUUUAAAAAAGAAUUUCAAAAAUUAGAAAAAGAUACUUUUUUUACUGGAAGUUUAAUGAUGGCAAAAGCAAAAUUGGAAAAUGCCAAUGGUGAUAUUAGCUACAGCAUUGAUAACGAAUCUAUGUAUGAGGAAGUGAAAAUUACUAUUGACCCAAAUUCUGGAGAAGUAAAAGUUACAAAAAUGAUUUCUCAAGGAAUAUAUACUUUUGACAUCAUAGCGAAAGUGACUGAACACAAGUUAUUGGCGAAAACAAAAGUUUUAUUAGUGGUUACCCAGAAAGAAAUGGACUAUGCAUUGCGCAUUAUAGAAGUUGAAGAAGAAUCAAAUCAUAAUAAUAUACUUUUACUGGGAAGUGAAUUCUGUAGUUACAUAAUCUUGUCACAAACUCCUGCAAAAGAUUUGUUUUAUAUUGAAAAGAAUACUCUAAAUUCGAGGACUAUUGACCGUGAGUCUAUAAUUUUUUCUAAUAUGUCCAAUGCUCAAGUACGAUUAAUCAUUCAGGUUAUUUGUCCAUUGACACCUGAUGCUUCUCAUCGAGUAAAACGUGACACAGACUAUAAUGUUACAUUAGGAAAUAUACCAUUUGUCCACUCGAAUAUGCAUAUCAUUGCUAUUAUAACUGAUAUAAAUGAUAAUAAACCUGUAUGGGAUUCAAAAAUUCCCAGAACUAUUGGAUAUCCUGCAAAAGAAUUAUCGCAAUUAAUAUUGGCUUCUUGUGUAUAUAAUCUGUCGGCAACAGAUGCGGAUUUAGGAGAAAAUGCAACAAUUACGUACAGUACAGUAGAAAAUCUUGCAUUCUAUAUUCACCCAAACUCAGGAAGUCUUUACGUUCGUCUUAAUGUAAAAGUCACAGAUACUGUUACAGUUAUCGCUUUCGACGGUGUUCAUUCGACAUCUUUAAACAUAUCACUUACAUUACUGAAAGUUAAUAAUGUGGUCGCCCUAUAUUUAAGGAAUGCUGUCAUUGAGGAUAUUGAAGAUUUCCUAGUUAAAAUACAGAGCAACCUAACAGAUUACAUUAUAGGUGUUAUUGAAGCAGGAGUCAUUAACAACUUUGAUACAAUUUCAAAAUCGACAAACAAUUACUUAAAUAAUGUUAAUAGAAACACGUUGAUUCGCAUUUUAAUUUAUGGUAUUGAUCAACGAAACAGUAUGCCUCUUUCUCAAGCGAAUUUAAUAAGAGUUUUGAAUGCUGGUGGAAUCUCUAGCUUUACUGACGUAUUAAAAAUUAGUGCUUUUAAUGAGGAAGAAGAAAACAAUAUUCUAUUAAUUACUACAAUAGUAUUAGGUGCAUGUCUUGGAUUUGUAAUAGUUGGAGUUGCCACGGUUAUAUUUUACUUCAAAUUGAGAAAGUAGACAUUUAUUAAUUUUAACUAGUGUCAAUAAUUUAUGGAUAUAUACAAGAUUGAUCGCGGUGUUCCAGUAUUUUGUUAUACAAUAAUAUUUUAAUUGUAGGAAGGAAAAUAAGUGUGAAAUUACGAAAAUUGUAAUUAUUUUUAUUGUUGGUUGUAAUGUAUAAUAUAAUGUAUAAUAACUUAAAUGUAUUAGUUAUAAACAUAAUUCGUAACCAUUAAAAUAAAUUGUUGUUUUUGUAAGUAUACAAUUGACGAUUCCCAAGAUUUAACUCGAGAAUAUGAUAUAUACAAUUAUUAAUUGUUAAAUAUGUAUUUACAAAUGUCUAAGCCCAUUUUUGAAAAAGUUUAUCCUUGACUUUUAUUUGUUUUUAUAAAAAUGCUAAUUUAAUCGUAAAUCGUCGCUUAUAUAAACACGGAUAAAUAUCUUAAAAAUAUAAUGUAAUUUGAUGUAUAAAUAUAAUGUCUCUUGACUUAUCACAUGUAAGAACAUUGCAAUGUA
This is a messenger RNA of Leptopilina boulardi, 1940 nucleotides long. Its product is annotated as protocadherin Fat 4-like. Gene Ontology annotation, biological process: homophilic cell-cell adhesion. The transcript has 6 exons. Gene Ontology annotation, molecular function: calcium ion binding. NCBI's taxonomy places the organism in Eukaryota, Metazoa, Arthropoda, Insecta, Hymenoptera, Figitidae. The coding region runs from base 141 to 1442 and encodes 433 amino acids. The record is from RefSeq and is a predicted model, not a curated record. Gene Ontology annotation, cellular component: membrane; cell-cell junction.